AUGGACGACGCUCUAGCUCAAAUUCUGCUGGAGGACGACAUCGAGCGGACGUUUCGAGAGCGCUCGGAUGCUUUCGAAGAACACGACGACGUCUUUUUCGGAAAGUAUAGAAUGACGAAGGCGCUCGCGCACUGGCUAUGCGAGCAGCUGAGGCCAACUCUACAUCCCCAAAGACAGACGCGAACGACGUUGUCCGUGGAAGAACAGGUCCUCAUCGCCCUGAGGUUCUACGCCACCGGUAGCUUUCAAGGAGCCGUUGGGAGCGACCGUGAUCUGUCUGUAACCCAGGGAUCUGUGAGCAGGGUUCUGUUCAAGGUCACAAACGCCAUCAUACACCGCCUUGCACCAUUGUGGAUCCGAUUUCCCCAAGAUCCUGCAGACGUCAGGGCUGCAAUGAGGGACUUCGAGACCAAAUGA
This is a messenger RNA of Ornithodoros turicata, 417 nucleotides long. RefSeq lists its product as uncharacterized. Bases 1 to 417 code for a protein of 138 amino acids. The record is from RefSeq and is a predicted model, not a curated record. The transcript has a single exon. NCBI's taxonomy places the organism in Eukaryota, Metazoa, Arthropoda, Arachnida, Ixodida, Argasidae.